AUCCUCAAACCGUGCAUUGAAUGUGUUCAGCUCAAGACAGUGGCGUAGACAGGGGAGGGGCCAUGGGGGCACUGGCCCCUCUUGAAAACUGAUUGGCCCCCCAGUGUGCCCCCACCCUUCUACUUGUCUGUCACUCAAAAAUUCAAAUCAUAAUCUUUCAGCUUGUAGUAGAAUAAUUUAUGAUUCCGCGUCGCGAUGCUUCUCAACGAGGACCAAGAAUAGCAAACUGUUUUCCAACGGAAAAUAAGUUGAUCUAUUUUAUACAGUUUAUUUUCUUUCGAUUAGCGAGUUGUUGCAGUGCUAGAGUUUGGUAACGUUACCGUCUUUCAGUGUUAGGACGACCAGGCUCGAUGUAUUCUCUGAGAGCAGACCAACAUAAUGCUAAUAAUUACAUUUAACGUUACUAUGCUCCUGAGGCUGAAUGUAACAGGGUUUUCCUGCGUUAUGAUUUUUUUCCCAGCCGAUAAGCAAGUGAUAUUGCAAGCGAGGUGCCGGAACAAAUCGUAUGAUGUUUAUCUAGGCUAACGCUCAACACUUUAAAAGCUAACGUUACGUUAACUUUCAGAGGUGGAGGUCUUGAGUUACGUUACUACACUCUAAAUAAAGAAAAUUAAGUUACAUGACAUUGACUUCGAGUCUUGAGAACGAAUAUUCUAAAGUCUCGAACCGCAUGCCUUGAUAAUGACUUGUUUUUUGGGGGUUUAAACAUUUUACCUGUUUUUAGUUUAUAAUUUUCCAGCUGGGCUGGUUGUGAUAAAAGGCAGUGUAACAGGACGAAAAGGCAGGGAGAUAUUCAGUAUUUUUCUGCAAAGAAAAAGCCAUGCCAGCCAGUGAGGGAGAGUCCGCGUGAUGGUUUAACGUUACACACAGUGAGUUCAGAGCCUGCCUGCUCAACAGGAGACCUCUUGGUUCAGGAAGAUUUGAGCAUAAAUCAGAACAGCCCUGUACACCCAGCUGUCUCUAGGGAUGAAACAGAUGAGAGUGAAAGUGAUGUGAAAGAGAUGGAUACUUGUCACCCACCUUCAGAAGUGUAAUCUGAGCUUCCACUUACUUCUGAUACUGCUCUUACUGGACCUGAUGACAGAAGAAGAAUGGAGAAGUGAUCAUCUCUGCUUGGUUGAAUGAAGUUGGAGAAAACCUUUUUCAAGUUAACCCUGUUAAAGUCUCUGACAACAAAAGUCAUAACUGAUCCCUGUGUCCAAUUAUUUUAAGACAACAGAAGUAUUUUACAAAUAUUACUAAAGUACAGAAUUGUAGGCCGUUAUUGUGUCAUGACUCAGUCGAUGAGAAAAGAGGAAAUGAGAAACACAGGAAGAGUUACAAAUGUUCUCAUGAAGAACUAUAAGUAGAUGAUGAGAAGAGACUCAGUAAGAGAAACACAACAUGACUGAGAAGAGUGAUAUAUGUCUGCUGGGACUGAUCCUUCUCUCUUCACUAUUCACAGGUGUGAGUGAAGCAGAAGUGACUCAUGUGUUCAUCAGUUCUGGUGAAAGUGUGUCUCUGUCCUGUAAUGAUGCUCUUCAUCAAUGCUCCUCAACUACAUGGAUCUACAGUAAUUAUACAAGAUCAUCUGAAGUAGAAGUGUUUACUGGAGGAAUAAAUAAGAAUAACACAGAGAGAUCUGAGAGACUGAGUCUGACAUCUGACUGCUCUCUCAACAUCUAUAAAACAACACAACAUGAUGGUGGAGUUUACACAUGCAGACAAUAUGUGAAUGGACAUCAUCAUGAACCUGAUUCACGUGUUAAUCUACAUGUUCUUCAUGUGUCUUCAUCAUCAUCAUCACAGACUGAGAUAAGAGCAAACACAUCUCUCACUUUCUCCUGUCAGCUGUUUACAUAUGACUGUGAUUAUGAGUUCAGUUAUUAUGGAUACCAGCUGUUGUGGAUGAAUCAGACUGAUGUUGAUCUACAGACAGACUCCAGAUAUCAGAUUAGAUCAGAUAAACUCUGUCUCAUCUCUCUGACUACAACACUCGUGAAUGAAGACGACAACACAGAGUUGAGAUGUGUGCUCAAACACAAGAAUGACAUCAAGACCUCAGUCACAUAUACUGUCAGAUUUACAGAUUCAAACAAGAUUCUAGUGACCACCACAAACCCUGAGAGAUUCUCAACUCUUAACACACCAGAAACUACACAACAACAAGCAUCAACUACAACAUCAAUAAUAAUAAGAGUGAUUCUAGUGAUUGUUGAGGUGUCAGUGUUUGCUGCUCCUACUGUCAUUCUUCUUCAGAUCAUCUGUGCAGGAAGAGCGCAAAACAGAAGAAGGACUCAGAACACUCAUCCAGAAGACACAGUGAUGUCAGCAGUUUUGGAAUAAAAUCUCAAGGGCACCUCAGUCGUAAGCCACCGGCCCUAAGAAUUGAACCUGCAACCUUCUGGUCAGAAGUUCGACUCUCUAACCAUUAAACCACGACUGUCUGUAAUAUCUUCUUUUCUCUAUUAAUGUGAUAGUUCAUCCACAGAUGAAACAUCUUUCAUCAUUUACUCACCUUCAGUAACCUGUAUUUUUUCCUUUGUACACAAAAGAAGAUAUUUUGAAGAAUGUGGGGAAGUAAACAGUUCUGGGUCACCAUUGACUAUAGUAAUCUUUUGUUUGGUUACACACAUUCUUCAAAAUUCUGUCUUUGUGUUCAGCAGAACAAAGUAUUUUACACAGAUUUGAAACAUCUUGAGGGCGAGUAAAUGAUGACAGAAUGUUCAUUUUUUUCGUGAACUAUUACUUUAAAUAUGUCAACAGAGUCUGACGGUUUGUGUAACUGCAUGUGUGUUAUUGCAUUUGUGUAGCGUAGUUAAAUUGUGUGUUGAUUUAUAUCUGUUAAUUCUGGCUUAAACAUGUUUUGAUUUUGCAUAAUAGCUGAAUAAAAUGUCUGAUAAUGAUCUCUGUCACAGACUCAGAUGCUCUGUUAGCCACG
Molecule: messenger RNA, 2920 nt
Organism: Triplophysa dalaica
Lineage: Eukaryota; Metazoa; Chordata; Actinopteri; Cypriniformes; Nemacheilidae
Exons: 10
Coding region: 1384-2325 (313 amino acids)
Biological process (GO): positive regulation of ERK1 and ERK2 cascade; T cell activation; interleukin-15-mediated signaling pathway
Cellular component (GO): membrane raft; external side of plasma membrane
Molecular function (GO): MHC class II protein binding; protein tyrosine kinase binding
Source: RefSeq, a predicted model, not a curated record